Aspergillus oryzae RIB40 is the source of this 339-nucleotide messenger RNA. RefSeq names its product Gfo/Idh/MocA family protein. NCBI's taxonomy places the organism in Eukaryota, Fungi, Ascomycota, Eurotiomycetes, Eurotiales, Aspergillaceae. The record is from RefSeq and is a predicted model, not a curated record. Gene Ontology annotation, molecular function: nucleotide binding. Bases 1 to 339 code for a protein of 112 amino acids. The transcript has 2 exons.
AUGGCUGCUACUAAGCUCAAAAUUGGCUGUGCUGGUCUCGGUCGCAUGGGCAAGCGCCAUGCCCUCAACUUCCUCCAGCGAACUCCCCGUGCCGAGCUGGUCGCCGCUAGCUCCCCUGACGAUGCUGAGCUUGAAUGGGCUAAGGUUCAUCUUGAACCAUAUGGCGUGAAGUUAUACAAGAACUACGAUGACAUGCUCCGCCACGAAGGUCUGGAAGCCGUGGUCGUUGCAUCGGCCACCGCCGUUCAUGCCGAACAAGCCAUCAAGGCCAUCGAUGCUGAAAAGCACGUUCUGUGCGAGAAGCCUUUGUCAACCAGUGUCGAGAUCUCCUUUUCCUAG